Molecule: messenger RNA, 2158 nt
Organism: Gastrolobium bilobum
Lineage: Eukaryota; Viridiplantae; Streptophyta; Magnoliopsida; Fabales; Fabaceae
Exons: 9
Coding region: 256-2046 (596 amino acids)
Source: RefSeq, a predicted model, not a curated record
GGUUCCCAACACCAUAAAUGAUUGAUUUUAGUUGAGUUCCGGUUUUCGUUCUAUUGUUUUGUCAUCUUCUUGCAGCACACGCCUCCUUCUUCUCUUUUGCUAUUUGACUUUGACCCAUUACCCCUGUUUUUCUCAGACUUGCCAAUUCAUUUUCUUCAUUUGCAUUCAAAGCUUCAUUCCAAUUUCAGUUACAGCUUUACAACUUCUCUCUGUUGUUAACGUUACAUGAUUCUGAUCCUUUAUUAGUAUGAUAGUAUGGCUUUUCCUGGUUUUAUGGAAGAUUGGAUGAAGGCUUCUUAUGUGGUCUUUGCGUUCUGCUGUGCUUUAUUCCUCGGAGCCAUAAAAGGCUUAGUUGUGGGUCCUGUUGCUGCUUUGUUACUGAUUAUAGGGAACGUUGGGGUGAUUCUGGGGCUGUUUCCUGCACAUGUAGCUUGGACUGUUUAUACCCAUUUGAAGAUUCAAAUAUUUGAUGCACCCUUGAAAGUUGCUAUUUUGAUUGCUUUGCCUGCUUUGUUUGGUUUAUGGUUGGGUCUAGGCAUAGCUGGAAGCGUUCUUGUUGGUGUGGGCUAUGGCUUUUUUACCCCAUGGGUUUCAACUUUUGAGGCCUUCAGAUAUGAUAAUGAAUCCAAGAAAUUUUCUCACUGUGUCGUGGAUGGAACCUUGGGAACUAUCAAGGGAAGUUGCACCGUAGUAAGGGAUUUUCUAGAUAUGUGCUACCAUUCAUACCCAAGUUACUUGAAGGAACUGCGUGAAUCACAUGGUUCAGAUGAGCCUCAGAGGCUAAGGUUAAUUCAUGUUCCUGCAUGUAUCACAGUUGGGAUAAUGGGGCUAAUUAUCGAGAUUCCACUUUUCACUGCAAUUGCUAUAGUAAAGAGCCCCUACCUGUUGUUCAAGGGUUGGUUCAGACUUUUGCAUGAUUUAAUCAGCAGAGAAGGUCCAUUCCUUGAAACAGCUUGUGUUCCCAUUGCUGGUUUGACAAUAUUCGUGUGGCCACUUGUUGUCAUUGCCAGCAUUUUAUUGGCUAUUUUCUCAAGCAUAUUUGUUGGACUUUAUGCAUCAGUUAUAGUGUAUCAGGAAAAAUCUUUUCGUAGAGGUUUAGCCUUCUUGAUUGCAAUGGUUGCUGAGUUUGAUGAAUAUACAAAUGACUGGCUCUAUCUUAGAGAGGGGACAUUCUUUCCAAAGCCCCAGUAUCGAAAGAAAAUGAAUUCUCAAUCAUCGGAGUUUUCUACUAGAGGAAAUAGUGUGGCUGGAAGCAAAUUAAGUACUCCUAUGGAGCCACCUGCAAUGUUUAUGCCUAACUUAGCUCCUUCAAGAUCAGUAAGAGAGACCAUUCAAGAAGUGAAAAUGGUGCAGAUCUGGGGAAAUAUGAUGAGGUAUUGUGAGAUGAGAGGCAAGGAAUUAUUGGAUGCUGAUGUACUAACAGCUGCUGAUGUUUGUGAGUGGGUGAGGGGAAAGAAUAAUAAUGAAGCUUCCGUAAUUGGUGUUGGUUUACCUUGUUAUUCACUUCUACAAACACUUCUCUUCUCCAUCAAAGCCAACUCAAGUGGUGUAUUGCUACUUGAUGAUUUUGAGAUAACCUAUUUUAACAGACCAAAGGAUAAGUUGUUGGAUUGGUUCUUCAGUCCUGUAAUGGUUCUGAAGGAACAGAUAAGGGUCAUUAAAUUGGUGGAAGGUGAAGUGAGAUACUUGGAAAAAGUAAUUCUCUUUGGAAGCAAUAAGCAACGGUUUGAGGCUUGGGAUAAUGGUGGUUUACUAAUUCCUGAUGCCCUUAGAGCUGCUCAAAUCGAGGGAAUUUCCAGAAGGAUGAUUGGAAUGAUAAGAAGUGUGUCAAAGCUUCCAACUUACAGAAGGAAGUUUCGCCAGGUUGUUAAAGCUUUAGUUACUCAUUCUCUGGAGAAAGAUGUUUCAGCAGGAAAGGCAUUAAUUACUCAGUGUAUGGCUAAAGAUGUUUCUGAAAAGGCUUUAGUUUCUCAUUAUGUGGAGAAAGAUGUUUCUGGAAGAUCCACUGGGUCUAUAAUAUCAUUUGCCUCAGAUGACAUUGUUUAAGAUAAACUAAACUAGUUUUUUUCUUUAUUGUUGUCAAUAAAUCAUUGUAAAUUCCUUUAGAUUGUUAUUGAUUUCUGUAAAAGAGCACAUUGAAGUUCAUUAUAGUCUGAUU